AUGAUGAGAAUGUAUGAAAUGACUGAUCUAGGACUUCUGUAUCAUUUUCUUGGAAUGGCAGUGAUUCAAACUGAACAUAGCACUUUCAUUAGUCAGAAGAAAUAUGCAUUGACUCUAGUGAAUAAGUUUGGAUUACACCAAUGCAAGCCUGUGAGUAUUCCUUUGGUGACAAGUGAGAAGUUAUGCAAGAAUGAUGGUAAUGAACCUGCAUAUGAGAAUCAAUAUAGACAGAUUGUAGGGAGUUUAUUUUACCUAACUACUACAAGUCUAGAUAUAAUGUUUGCAACUAGUCUUUUGGCAAGGUUUAUGCAUUGUCCUACCAAAAAGCACUAUGGAACAGCCAAAAGGGUCUUAAGGUACAUACAAGGGACAAUAGACUAUGGUAUUGAGUAUCAGAAAGGCAAUGAGGCUAUACUAAUCGGAUAUUGUGAUAGUGAUUGGAGUGGAAGUUAA
Molecule: messenger RNA, 453 nt
Organism: Prunus armeniaca (apricot)
Lineage: Eukaryota; Viridiplantae; Streptophyta; Magnoliopsida; Rosales; Rosaceae
Source: the annotation of a GenBank genome assembly